AUGGUCCUGCCCGCGGAGGGGGAGAGCGCCGCGCCCCCGCGGAGGACCCCCCCCCGGGCGGGCCGGGGGAAGGCGACGCCCGCCAUGAGCUCGUCGGCGCUGCUGGCUGAGGGCCCCCUCGACCCGCCGGUGCUGCUGGCCGACAUCAAGACGGAGCCCCCCGAGGAGCUGCUGGCCAGCGACUGCGGCCAGCCCCAGGCCGAGCCCGUCGAUCUCUCCCUCAACAAGUCCAAGGCGGCGGCGGCCUCGGCCCCACCGCCGCCGCCGCCCCCCACCUCGGUCCAGUCCUCCCCCUUGCUGGUGGCUCCCCCCCUCCCCGCUCCCGCCACCGUCUCCAUCUCACCCUCCGGCCUCAGCUCCACCUCGGCCAUCCCGGCCGUCCUCUCGCCCGGCUCCAUCCUGGCCUCCACGCAGGGCAGCGGCGGGCAGCAGAUCCUCCACGUCAUCCACACCAUCCCCUCCGUCAACCUGCCCAGCAAGAUGGGCAACCUCCAGACCAUCCCGGUGGUGGUCCAGUCCCUCCCCGUCGUCUACACCACCAUGCCCACCGAUGGUGUCACCGCCAUCACUGUCCCCCUGAUCGGUGGGGACGGCAAGAACGCCGGGUCUGCUUUUCUUUCCCACCCCCCACCGGUGAAAAUUGACCCGGGCUCCAUGUACCCCAUGGACAUGAACAGCGACAGCGAGGACAGCGCCUCCGAGAGCGGCCCAGCCCCUUUCCAGGACCUCCAGAGAGAGCCGGCAGCACGGGGGCAGCGAGCCGAUUCCCCCGACCUGAAGAAGCGGCGCAUCCACCAGUGCGACUUUGAAGGCUGCAAUAAGGUCUACACCAAAAGCUCCCACCUCAAAGCUCACCGGCGGAUACACACGGGCGAGAAGCCCUACAAAUGCACCUGGGAAGGCUGCACCUGGAAGUUCGCCCGCUCCGACGAGCUGACCCGGCACUUCCGCAAGCACACGGGCAUCAAGCCCUUCCGCUGCUCGGACUGCGACCGCAGCUUCUCCCGCUCCGACCACCUGGCCCUUCACCGCCGGCGGCACAUCAUGAUGUGAGGAGCCCGAGUCCCCGGGGCACCUGGCUGGGACGGGGGGGACAUUGGUGGAAAACAGGGGCGCAUCCCCUCUCGCUCCUCCGGCUGCGGUGGAGGGACUGUGGGAGCGGAGAGACUGAGCUCUGCCCGGCGGCAAGUGAACUGUGGCCGCUCCAGGAGCCCCACCGGCACAAGACGUAAAAAGAUGGUUUCCGGACUGGUCCUCCUUCUGCCUUGCUCCCGUUUCUUGUUUUUCUGGGGCUUCUCCUCCCCGCUGGCAACGUCCGGAGGCUCCUCCUCGACUCCUCACCCGGGAUUCACCCAGCAGUGGCCUCCGGACCUGCGCAUCCGCCUCUUCAGCCUCUUGCCCAUCUCCAUCUCGUGCGCUCGCUGUCCCCUGCCCCCUCCCAGUCCCUGUGGGCAAAAUCUGGGAGCCACGGCAAGGACAGAGGCGGGGGGUGCUCUGCCAUCGCCCCUGUGCAAUAGCUGUCGGCCUCUUUCCUCUCCAGAAAGCCGCUGCCUCUCCGUUCUCAGCCUGCGGCGCGUCCCUGUCCCCGCGGGAGAAGGGACCCUGGCACAUCACCUCUCUCUGCAUCCCUUGGCAUGUGCUGGGCUUCACGGGAGGUGCCGGGGGCACGCAGGAGGGCCAGGAAGAAAAGAAAAAGCAAGAACGGAGAGGGGGGGAGAAACCAGCAACCCAACGGCAACCCACAAACAAGACCACCACCACCAAAACAAAGGGAAACUUUGCGGAACGUGGA
This is a messenger RNA of Gavia stellata (red-throated loon), 1792 nucleotides long. RefSeq names its product Krueppel-like factor 8. Gene Ontology annotation, molecular function: RNA polymerase II cis-regulatory region sequence-specific DNA binding; DNA-binding transcription factor activity, RNA polymerase II-specific. Bases 1 to 1053 code for a protein of 350 amino acids. The record is from RefSeq and is a predicted model, not a curated record. Gene Ontology annotation, biological process: regulation of transcription by RNA polymerase II. The transcript is spliced from 5 exons. Lineage: Eukaryota; Metazoa; Chordata; Aves; Gaviiformes; Gaviidae.